CGCGGUGCGGCUCCGGUGCGGCGGCACGCGCCCGCAGCGUCGCUCUCCCCCGGCAGCUGCUGACAUCCCCUGCUCGGCGUACCGGUCCAGCUGGAGCAACCCCCGCAUCGAGUGGAAGUUCCAGAAGGGCUCCUCGCUGGUCCUCUUCUACUACGGGGGAGAGCUGACAGAGCCGUACAAGAACCGGGUCCAGUUCUCGGCCACCACCAUCCACUUCAGCACGGUGACGCGGGAGGACACGGGGAAGUACAUCUGCGAGGUGGUGGGGGCCGGCAGCCAGAUCGCCAAGUCGGAGGUGAACCUCAUCGUCCAAGUGCCCCCCUCCAAGCCGGCGGCCCACGUCCCCACCUCGGCCACCAUCGGCAGCAAGGCCGUGCUGCGGUGCACCGAGACGGACGGCUCGCCGCCCCCCACCUUCCUCUGGUACAAGGACGGCAUGCUGAUGCCCGCCAACCCCAAAAGCAGCCUGACCUUCAGGAACUCCUCCUACACCCUGGACCCCGCCACGGGGGAGCUGAUCUUCGAGCCCCUGAGCGGCUUCGACACCGGCGACUACUACUGCGAGGCGACGAACAACGUGGGCUCCCCCCAGAAAUCGGACGUUAUCCACAUGGAAGCCAGUGAAGUCAACGUGGGCGGCAUCGUGGCCGCAGUCGUGGUGCUGCUGAUGGUGCUGGCGCUCGUGGCCUUCGGCAUCUGGUUUGCGUACAGCCGCGGCUUCUUCAGCAGUGACAGCGCCAGCAAGAAGGUGAUUUACAGCCAGCCCUCGCACCGCAGUGAGGGAGAGUUCAAGCAGACGUCCUCCUUCCUGGUGUGAAGCUCCUCCCGCGCCGCCAGCUCUUGUAAAUGUUUCCGAAUUACUGUAGCUACGCCGUGAUUUUAACUAUUAUUUUUUUUUAAGUAUCA
This is a messenger RNA of Gymnogyps californianus (California condor), 906 nucleotides long. It is a transcript of the gene F11R, whose product is annotated as F11 receptor. The record is from RefSeq and is a predicted model, not a curated record. NCBI's taxonomy places the organism in Eukaryota, Metazoa, Chordata, Aves, Accipitriformes, Cathartidae. The transcript is spliced from 7 exons. Gene Ontology annotation, biological process: intestinal absorption; cell adhesion; establishment of endothelial intestinal barrier. Gene Ontology annotation, cellular component: bicellular tight junction. The annotation marks the transcript as partial.